UUUUGGGUUUCAACUGCUACUUCGAAUUCAUACCCACUGCCGAAUAGACGAAUAUAACCCUGUGAACCACCAUCCGGUUCUCUCUUUCAAAGGAAGGAAAAUGACCAACUCCAUAUACCAAAUAGUAAUAUCAUAUUCAUCAAAUUAUCUCCGCUUCUUUGUUUUAUUAGUUAACAAUUUCGUCACCUCCUUCCUCACCCCUCCUCCUCCACCGGAACCUCGCCUCCGGUGCUCCGAUUUCAAAUGCAUAUGAAUCCGUUUUUCUCUGUUCUUCUUUAUUGAACUACUGUUACGGUUUUACAUAUAUAAUGGAGUUUAGGAAAUACACUUGUUUUGGUGAUGCACCUAAUGUGGGCAUGGGUACAGUAAAUCUUCUGAAUAAGUUACACACAAAGGCUCAAAUGGAAGCUCAUGAGGAACCUGCAGAUUGUGCUUCCAUGGAUGUAGACCUUGACAUCCGAGAAAUUUAUUUUUUGAUCAUGCAUUUUCUAUCUGCUGGGCCAUGCCAAAAGACAUUUGGACAACUCUGGGUGGAGCUUUUAGAACACGACCUCUUACCCAGAAGAUAUCAUGCUUGGUAUUCAAGAAGUGGUUCAGUCUGCAGGGAUGAAAAUGAUGAUGGGAACUCCUUCCCUCUAAAUUAUGACAAUUUGGCCGGAAGGUACUCUCACAUUGAAAAGGAUCACUUGGUCAAGCUGCUCAAACAGCUGAUACUGACAACAUCCCCUCCUUUACGGUGUAUGGUGGGGAAAGUUGCUCCAGCUGCUGCUGAUGUUCCUACACUACUUGGAACUGGGGCCUUUUCUUUGUUGUCAUGUGAGAGAAAUAAAGUAAAUAAGCAAGCGAGGAAUUUUCCAUCUUACCUCCGGUGGCCUCAUAUGCAAGCUGAUCAGGUUCGAGGGCUUAGCUUGAGAGAAAUUGGAGGUGGCUUUUCCAAACACCAUCGCUCUCCAUCUAUCCGCCUUGCAUGUUAUGCCAUUGCUAAACCAUCCACUAUGGUGCUGAAGAUGCAAAAUAUGAAGAAGUUAAGAGGACAUAGGGAUGCUGUGUAUUGUGCAAUAUUUGAUCGCUCUGGUCGCUAUGUGAUUACUGGUUCGGAUGACCGUUUGGUAAAGAUUUGGUCAAUGGAAACUGCAUUUUGCCUAGCUAGCUGCCGUGGGCAUGAAGGCGACAUUACAGAUUUGUCUGUCAGUUCCAAUAAUGCUUUAGUGGCAUCGGCAUCAAAUGACUUCACUAUUCGAGUUUGGCGACUGCCAGAUGGGUACCCUAUUUCAGUUCUUCGUGGACAUAGCGGAGCUGUUACUGCCAUUGCCUUUAAUCCCAGGGCGAAUGCUAUCUAUCAUCUCUUAUCGUCGUCUGAUGAUGGAACGUGUCGGAUUUGGGAUGCUAGACACUCCCAGUGCCGUCCUCGUGUUUACCUCCCAAAGCCCACAGAGGCCGCUACUGGAAUGAGCAGUGCUUUGCCUUCAGCUAGUGCAUCAUCAAGUGCUGCUUCACCAUGCCACCAAAUAUUGUGUUGUGCAUUCAAUGCUAAUGGAACUGUCUUUGUUACUGGGAGCUCUGAUACUUUUGCAAGGGUUUGGAGUGCUUGUAAACCCAGUAUAGAAGAUCCUGACCAACCAAGUCAUGAAAUUGACAUACUAGCUGGCCAUGAGAAUGAUGUAAACUACGUUCAGUUCAGUGGCUGUGCUGUGGCUUCGCGAUCUUCUCCAUCUGAUUCCUUUAUUGAGGAUAGCAUUCCGAAAUUUAAAAAUUCCUGGUUUAAUCAUGACAACAUUGUUACCUGUUCACGUGAUGGCAGUGCAAUUAUUUGGGUACCUAGAUCAAGGAGAUAUCAUGGUAAGGUUGGACGCUGGGUUCGGGCGUAUCAUCUUAAAGUUCCUCCUCCACCUAUGCCGCCUCAACCCCCUAGAGGAGGUCCACGCCAGAGAUUUCUUCCAACUCCUCGUGGUGUUAAUAUGAUCAUAUGGAGCCUGGAUAAUCGUUUUGUGCUGGCUGCUAUCAUGGAUAACAGGAUAUGUGUUUGGAAUGCUAAUGAUGGUAGCUUGGUGCACUCUUUGGCUGGUCAUACAGCAUCUACCUAUGUUUUGGAUGUCCAUCCUUUUAACCCAAGAAUUGCUAUGAGUGCUGGGUAUGAUGGGAAGACUAUAUUGUGGGAUAUAUGGGAGGGUAUUCCUAUAAGAGUGUAUGACAUAGGCGGACGCUUUAAGCUGGUUGAUGGGAAGUUUUCACAGGAUGGCACAUCAAUAGUGCUUUCAGAUGAUGUAGGACAAAUAUAUCUGCUAAACACAGGUGAAGGGGAGUCCCAGAAAGACGCCAAAUAUGAUCAGUUCUUCCUUGGGGAUUACCGCCCACUUACCCAGGAUACUCAUGGCAAUGUGGUUGAUCAGGAGACACAACUUCCACCAUACAGGAGAAAUAUGCAAGAUCCGUUGUGUGAUUCAAGCAUGCUUCCGUACCCAGAACCUUACCAGAGUAUGUAUCAGCGACGUCGACUUGGCGCUCUGGGAAUUGAGUGGCGUCCUUCAUCCAUAAAAUUUGCUAUUGGCACAGAUAUUGGGAUGGGCCCAGAGUUCCACAUAUUACCUUUGGCAGAUUUGGAUGUAGUACUUGAGCCACUCCCAGAUUAUGUGGAUGCUAUGUACUGGGAACCUGAAAAUGAUGGCAUGAACGAUGAUAAUGACUCAGAGUACAACAUUACUGAAGAAUAUUUUAGUGAUGAGCAAACUUGUCCUAGUGACAGCAAAUUGAGUGAUUCAGAUUGUAGUGAAGAAAAGGUCAGACGAAAUCAAAAAGAUAAUAUGCGCCGGUCAAAAAGAAAGAAAGCUUUGCUAGAAGUUGAGUUGAUGACUUCUUCGGGUAGACGUGUUAAGAAGAGAAUUUCGGAUGAACAAGAGGGGACCUCAUCCAGAAGUAAAAGAUAUAAAAAAUCGAAAAGUGGUCAGAAGAACUCUAGAAGGAAGUCUACAAAAUCAAAGUCAUUGAGACCUCAGAGAGUUGCCGCACGUAAUGCAAUCCAUAACUUUUCGCAGAUAGAAGCUUCUGCAGACGAAGAAGAUGAAGAUUGCUCAGUAGGUGACUUGUCAGAUAGUGAGUCAUCCAUGGAAGGUUUAGCCAUUCAGAGAAGACAACGUGGUGACAACCUGCUGAAUGAGCAAAAUAUAUGUUCAACUUCUGAAAGGGUGUCUUCUGAUGGGUCUGAAGAUGUAGUCAAACCUCUUAAGCAUCCUGAUUCCCUGGUCAGUGUUGGAAGCAAGAAGAAAUUGGUUGUGAGAUUUUCACUUCAUCGUCGCACAACACCUGCACUUUCUGAGAACAAUGUAGGCAAAUUGAAGAGUCAAGGGAGUGUUGCAUCUUCAACUUUGAGUGGCUGCGAAGAAAAGCCGGAAGAAGACAGGGUUAAUCCUAGAUCAGGGGAUCUAGGUUCAUCUUCUGCAGGUGUGGUUGAUAAGGAAGAUUAUGGAAUUCAGCUCAGAGAUGUUGAAGAACGAACAGAAGUUGGCAAUGAGUUGGGGACAUCCACAAGUGGCCGUGAUGCCAAUGUGAGUUGGGGGAAGUUCAAAAUACGCAUGUCAAAUGGCACACAGUUGGGAGAUCUCGUGCCAAUGAAUGUGAAUGCUGUAAGACCUAAUGGAUGCUCGCUGAUAGAAGGUGAAGAUAAGCCUUCAUUAUCUGUCCUAACUCCUCAUCCGCAGUUGAACCAUGAUUCUUUUAACAAGCAAACUUUUGGGAUUGGGGAAAAAGACUUACCUGGUUCUGAUCUUCAUGGAUCUAAUAGCCUUACUGUUGACACAAAACACUCUCUCGUACCAGAGAACAAUUUGAGAAAGAAGUUAACUGUAAAAAUAAAAUCAAAGAAAUUUCCAGGGGACUCUCCUUCCUAUCUUCAAGGCAAGACCAAGUCAGAUGCCACCUCAGGUGCUGCAGGUGAGUCAACAUCUAAAAGGCCUUCUACUGUUGAGGAAAAACCAGUUUUUGGAGUGCCAAUGGCAGGCAAUGCUCCAGAUGAACCAAAUUGUAUGCCUCAAUUCCAUGUCAAUGGUGAUGAAGUUUAUGAAAGUGACCCAAAUGUCAGCUUCCAUGACCAAGAGACAGGAGCAGAAUCACCUGACAUGGCCACUGAUUCAGCUCGUAGAGCCAGAUCCUUUAGGUUGAAGGCUACAUCACGGGACACUAGUCGUUCAAACCGUAACUUGGAGACGGGUGCUGAAUAUCUACAACCAGGUACAUCAAGAAGUGCAGAGAAGUCCUCCAAGAAAGCCAUUGAUCAUUUCCCAGCAGAGGGAUCCAGACAUGCUGGAAGAUCUAGGUCUUCUAGGAACAAGAGAGAAAAUUACUAUAGGGGAGACAAGAGUUCUUUGAUUGAAAAAAACAUGCACCGUAUGCCAAAAAAAACAAAUUGGCUAUUGUUGUCAGAGCAGGAGGAUGGAUAUCGUUACAUCCCUCAGCUAGGAGAUGAAGUUGUGUACUUGCAACAGGGCCAUCAGGACUACUUAGAGUUGAGUAAGACAUCUCAACCUGGUCCUUGGCUAAGGUAUGGAGAUAAGAUUGGAGCUGUUGAAGUUUGUUUGGUUGAAGACCUCAAGUAUACCACCCAUUCUGGUUCUGGAGAGAGCUGUUGUGACAUCAAACUUAGAUUCAUAGAUACUUCUUCUCGUGUAGUCGGCCAAAAGUUUCAACUGAUGCUGCCUGAGCUGGAUGACUUCCCGGAUUUUAUUGUUGAAAGAACACGGUACGAAGCAGCUAUGGAGAGAAGCUGGACAAGUAGGGAUAAAUGCCUGGUGUGGUGGAGAGAUGAGAGUGAUCAAGGUGGUGCUUGGUGGGAGGGCCGCAUUACUGCCAUCAAAGACAAAUCUAGUGGUUUCCCCGGAAGUCCAUGGGAAAGAUAUCUUGUCAAAUACAAGAAUGACAAUACUGAUUUCCGUCGUCACUCUCCUUGGGAACUGCAUGAUCCGGACAUGUCAUGGGAGCAACCCAACAUUGAUGAUGAAAGGAAAGAGGAGAUCCUAAGUUCUUUAACUGAAUUGAUGCAGAAAGCCAGUAAAGAUAAGGAUAGGCACGGUAUCAUAAAACUGAAUGAAGUCGCACAGAAACUGGAUUUCAUGAACAGGUUUCCUGUUCCAUUAUCUCCGGACAUAAUCAAGUCAAGGGUAGAAAACAAUUAUUAUAGAAGCCUGAAGGCUAUGAACCAUGACAUUGAGGUAAUGCUAUCAAAUGCCGAAUCUUACUUUCAGAAAAAUACAGAGCUUUUGCGAAAGAUGAAGCGCCUGUCAAGCUGGUUCACUCAGAACAUUUUAGACUUGUAGUGGUCUGCAUGCCUUCUUCUUAGCUUUUCUUCUUGGGAGCCCACAGAUCCAGUUUUGUCUCAUCGAUCUUUCGGCCCCGGCUUAAAUACAAAAUAUCCAAAUGAUAAUGUGCUGUGUUGUAAAACUCUGAGUACUCAAUUAUGAUAAGAUCCUAAUUAGUCUGAAGCAGUUGAAGGUAGAGGAAAUGAGGCUAGUCUCAAGACAUCUUAAAUUUGUUGUCUAUAGGAAUGCAAGAACCUUGAUAUUCAAAGUUGUAACACCGUGCUUAUUACGCUCACUCAAUAUAAAACCGGUUCCUCCUACGCCCA
Messenger RNA from Sesamum indicum (sesame), 5614 nucleotides. The record is from RefSeq and is a predicted model, not a curated record. Lineage: Eukaryota; Viridiplantae; Streptophyta; Magnoliopsida; Lamiales; Pedaliaceae.